AUGUAUACGUUAAUAAAUGAGCUUUGGAAUGCCUAACAAUCCAAUCCCUUCCAACUUUCUAUCCACAUCCCUCAAACCAUUAUCAUAAAUCAGGGAUUCAAAAUCCAAUGGUACUUUUCAUAAAAUAAUAAAAUCCUUAAACGAAAAUCCAUAAACUGCAACAUACCCUCAAUCAUCAGCUAUCUAAAAUAAAAUAAUACCCCAAUGAACAUAAUAACAAUCUCAUCACCUUAUGUUGUUGAAGGAUUUGGUCAAAUUUAAUUGAAAAAUGAACCAAUAGCAAUUGAAUAAAUAUAAUAAUUAUUAAUACAUUAUCAAACUUACCCUCACAUCAUUGAGAACCCCAUUAUUUUGUAGGAACAUUUUCAAUUAGGACAACAUAUUUCAUUAAAAUGGAAUAAAAAUUACACCUUUAUUUAAGAAUGCGAUUCCCAUUCCUAUUAAGUAAAUUAACAAUGCCUCAAAUUAACCCCGCAUUACAGAUCUCAAAUCAACAUGCUAAGUUAAUAACUGGUCCAAAGGAUCCAACAAAUCUAUUAAGUUAGAGGACAAUUGAGUGAAAUGAACAUCGUCAUGUGUCUUCAAGAUAAACCCAUUUUCCUCUGGUGCACUGAGAUUAAGUUCAUCAAUGAUCAAUACGUGAGAUAAGAGGACGACCAGUUUCGAUUGUGGAAUAGGAUCAAAGAAUUUCGAUUAACUUUCAAUCCAAUCACCAAACAUCAUAGAUGUCAAAGCAAUCUAGAAGGCUAGGCCAUAAAUCAAAGUUAAUAGAAUGACAAUUUAAAUAAGUCAACCCUAUAUCUUAAUUUAAAUGGUUUGAUAUCUAAUAGAGCACACAAUGUCAGUGUUACUUCUAAUGUUUCAAACUCAAAAUAGCAUAUUUAACCACUUUUUACAUAGAUGAAAUCAGCUCGAAGUAAUAUAACAUCAAAUAUCAAUAUCAAUGUCAAGUAACUCCUACACAAUAACAACCAUAAUUAAUCACAGGAACUCUCUACUUAACGACAGAGUAGAGGAGGGUCUGUGUUGAAGCAAUUGACAAAUAGGUCAUUUUCCAAUCGAUCCCAAUCCAUGUAUAAAGUGCAUUUGAAUGAUGAUAAAAUUCAGCAAUGCGGCAAUCAAAAGAAGAAUGGAUCGAUGACUCAGAGAACUGAAGCUUCGGAAUAGGAAUUGUUAUUGUAACCAAAAAUCACGAAGAGCAGUUCGAAAGUUGUGAAUUGCUUGAGGUAGAGAUUGCAAGAAAUUAAAUUAAAAUAGUUAUUAUGA
Messenger RNA from Paramecium octaurelia, 1266 nucleotides. Lineage: Eukaryota; Ciliophora; Oligohymenophorea; Peniculida; Parameciidae. The record is from the annotation of a GenBank genome assembly.